Molecule: messenger RNA, 869 nt
Organism: Cuscuta campestris
Lineage: Eukaryota; Viridiplantae; Streptophyta; Magnoliopsida; Solanales; Convolvulaceae
Source: the annotation of a GenBank genome assembly
GGCUCUUGUGUCUACUUCCCAAGUAACCUUCGACCGGAAGAAGAAGAUGGAGGAGCUUUGUCGUCCUUGGAGGAAGCGUCUCAAGAGUGCGCCUGACUAAGGGACCAACAUGAGAAAGAUGACGAGAUUGCCAUGGAGCUAAAGGGGCAGUUCGAUAGUUGUCAGGUCAAGCGUCUCGAGUUGCACAAACGGGCCACCCUGGCAGAGCAGCUGGUCGGUUUGCCGAAGACGGCUGGGAUCAAGUUCCAUCACGUCAAUCUCCCCACAAGGGAGUCUAACCUAACAUGCAAUGCGGAGAGUUUUGCAAGGAGGCGGUGGCUCGCUUUCAAUAGUCCUUUGCAUAUGCUUCCUCCCUUGAGGAUAAUGCCCGCCAUGAGCUUCCCAAGUUCGUGGGAGAAAUCCACUUGGGAGAAGAUCAUCAUUCAAUAUGACAUCCACUUCCUUGAGUCCUUCCCAGCCAGUGAAUCCUUCUUGGGAGAUCUUGCCAUCGGUAGCUUUUGGAAGGGUGACGAGGAGAGACGUUUGUCACUGUGUUCAGAGCUUGUGCCGAUCCUUCUUCCCAAGGCCUCUCCCAGCUUCAUCCUUACUGCUCCCUCGUUCCCUUGGGAUUUUGUUGCAGCUUGGAAGAAGUUCACCGAGCCGGAGGUGGUCUCUAAGCUAGGGGAACCUCCCGCCGAGUAGCAUGUUUUUUCCUUUCUUUCUUUUGCAAAUUUCUUAUAGUAAGACUCGGUGUAGUAUCGUUUAGUAUUUCCUUGGAUCUGAUUGUGUAAUGACAUUCCUUUCUUGCCCGACUUUUGUUUUUUGGUUCCUUCGCAAUUAUUCUGAUGCCUUCUGGUGCUGAAGUGAGAUCCGACUAUCAGAUAGACCUU